This is a messenger RNA of Oryctolagus cuniculus (rabbit), 3744 nucleotides long. RefSeq names its product ATP synthase mitochondrial F1 complex assembly factor 1 (gene ATPAF1). Gene Ontology annotation, cellular component: mitochondrion. Gene Ontology annotation, biological process: mitochondrial proton-transporting ATP synthase complex assembly. Lineage: Eukaryota; Metazoa; Chordata; Mammalia; Lagomorpha; Leporidae. The record is from RefSeq and is a predicted model, not a curated record.
AUGGAGCGCGCGCGCGGGCCACUGGCUGAGGCCGGCGCGCCUGAAGAGGAGGAAGAGGAGGAGGCGGCGGGGACGGCCAUGGCUGCCGUGGUGGCGGCCGCGGGCAGCGCGGGUCCGGCCGUCCUGCAGGUGGCCGGCCUCUACCGGGGCCUGUGCACGGUGCGCAGCCGCACCAUGGGCCUGGGGCUUGUGUCGCCCGCACAGCUACGCGUAUUCCCUGUGCGCCGCGGCUCGGGCCGACCCGCUGGGGGCGCCAACGACAACGGGGUCGGGGCAGACCUCGAGGCCAACCCCUACUACGACCGCUAUCGCGACAAGAUUCAGCAACUGCGCAGGACUGAUCCAGCUGCUUUUGAGUCCCGCCUGGAGAAGCGCAGUGAGUUUCGGAAGCAGCCAGUAGGGUACUCCAGGCAAGGUGAUUUUAUCAAAUGUGUGGAGCAGAAGGCAGAUGCCUUGGGGAAGCAGCCUGUGAGUAGAGGAUUCACAAAAGACAAGACUCUCAGUUCAAUCUUUAACAUUGAGAUGGUUAAAGAAAAAACUGCAGAAGAAAUAAAACAGAUUUGGCAGCAGUAUUUUGCAGCGAAAGAUACGGUCUUUGCAGUUAUUCCUAAAGAGAAAUUUGAUUUGAUCUGGAACCGGGCUCAAUCCUGUCCAACAUUUCUGUGUGCACUACCAAGAAGGGAAGGUUAUGAGUUCUUUGUAGGACAAUGGACAGGCACUGAACUCCACUUUACUGCUCUUAUAAAUAUUCAGACCCGAGGGGAUGCUGCGGCCAGCCAGUUGAUUUUAUAUCACUACCCUGAGCUUAAGGAAGAAAAGGGCAUUGUGCUGAUGACAGCAGAAAUGGAUUCCACAUUUCUGAAUGUUGCUGAGGCGCAGUGCAUCGCCAACCAAGUUCAGCUCUUCUAUGCCACUGAUCGGAAGGAGACCUUCGGGCUAGUGGAGACCUUUAACUUCAGACCAAAUGAGUUCAAAUAUAUGUCUGUCAUCGCUGAGUUGGAGCAAAGUGGACUUGGAACAGAACUGAAAUGUGCCCAGAACCAAGAUAAGACUUAGCGCUGUCUUUGCUCCGCCUACCCAAGAUCUGGUUGUGAGCCCUUCUCAGAGUCAGCCUGGCACUGGGUAGUCUAGAGCCCAUCCACCCCCGGAAUUCAAGGACUCAGCAUCUGUAAUGAGCAGUCUCUAGUGACUUCCCUGUGUGCUUGUUGCAAGAAGUGACAAUGGAGAUGAGCCCUAUUACUUGAUAUUCAGGAACAGAGAUUCCCAAGUCUUCUGAUGAUACCUCUCCGCAUACUUGAGGUUUCUUCUUACGUGUUUGUGGUCCUAGCACUAGACCAAGGACCUGCAGGAUUGUCUUGGUUUCCCACAGUUUUAUCAGUGCAUUUUGACCUCAUAGCUCCCAGAUGAUCAGUUCUUCAUCUUUAUGAACUGUGGCAGGAUAAUAAGCUUGAAGACCUACCGUAUAGUUAGGUGUGGGCUUUAUAUACUCUUCCCAUGUGAUAGUAAGCUGGCCAAAGACAUAACCUGUAUGUCCUGUUUAGACUCUAAAACAACCAGGAAAUCAUUCCCAUCAGCAUGAAGACUUCAUCUUGAAGCCCUCAGAGUUGCCAUUAGUGUGGCUGUUGGGGGUCAGCAAAUUUUAGGUAGAGUUAGAUAAACGGAUACAGUGCCUGCAUAUAAUGAAGCUGUAGCCUAUGGCCCCUACUCCUCCAUCCACGCCUGUUGGAAGCUGUGUGUUUGAAGGAGGUGAAUCAGUGCAGUAUAAGUAAACGAAAACACUUGUUAGGAGCAAAUCGAGAUCUACCUGAUUAAAAAAAAAAAAACCCUCUAUGCAUUAUGUGAAAAAUGAGGAGAAGCAAAUGUUUCCAGAUUGGAUUUGUGGAAAUUGUAGCAAUAAAAUAAAGCCUGGUUUACAAUCUUUAUUACACAAAAUAGUGAAAUCUAAGUUAUACGCUAUCUAUAGUUUCAGUGCUGUGAGCCAAUUAUUAAAACUCAUCUGGGAACUCAGAAAUAAGAAAAUUGUUCACCAGUGCUAGAAGCACAAGUUAGUUUGUAGUCUCUGUUGUGGCCCUACGCUCGGUGACAGAAGAGCUGGUAGUCUCACAGUGACCGUCAGAACCCGAAGCCCCAGAUGCCCUGGGUGUUGUUGCCUGCCCGCCUGCCUGCACUCUGCCUUUCCUUUUCUUGAUCUAACACACUCCUCCUACCCAAGAUCUGCUUGGAUGACCACGAAUAUGGUGAGUGGGAGUCAAUGCGUAUUUGCAGUUUGUGUGUGUGUGUUUUCUUCAUUACACAAGACUUUAUAGGCUGGGCCUGACCGCAGGCUUUUAAAUAGUAUUGUAUUUCCCAUUAUUUUCUGAGCUGUUUCUAUUUUGUUGCACCUUUGAGUCUGUGUUUAAAGAAACAGGUAGUAUUUGUUUAACCUGGGGAAGCUGCCACCCUUCCACAAUUUCUGUAAAGGUUGAGCUGUUUUCUUAGUACACAUUCUGGACCUGUCCUUGGUCCUGACAGUUCACCUUUUAGAAACUUGAGUCUUAUCAGCCCUGCCAUUUUCCUUAAAAGCCCUAUGGCCUUUUGGAUGUUUUGAGUCUCAGGAAUCCUUGACGUCAAGUGAGGAUGCUUUCGUAUGUAUCCAGUUAUGUUUGCUUUUCUCUCCAAAUGGACUUGGUUCUGAGCCAUAGUACAUUUUCAUACACCUCCACCAGAGGGGAAGAAAAUGAUAAGAAAAGAAAUAAUAAAUGGCUGCUUAUUGUAUUCCUCCCAGCUUUGCCUUCCAUCCCUGUUUGCCAAAGAAGGAUGUAUCCAUAAGUAAUUACAUUGGUUGUGACUGAAGUACCAUCUGGCUAUCCGUUGUGUUUCUUUACCUAGAGAGAUCUGGCCAAGAACUGAAAGAAAGUUGUAAUAUUUUAAUUAGUGAAUCUGUAACCAGGUGCCUGCAUGGUGUUAUGGAAAGGGGAAAGGCUUUAGAGUCAAGUGAAUCUGGCUUCAGAUGUCAGUGUUGCAAAUUCUUUAGUGCUGUGAUGCUGAACAGAUUACUUACACAAAUUGGAUUUGUAUUUUUUCAUCUGAAAAAUGGGGGUAAUAAUAUCUACCUCACAGGAUUAUUGUGAGAAUUAAAUUAACAUACAGAGAAGACAAGAGAACUUAGUCACGUCAACUGCCUGCCUUUUCUCUCCUUCCCCUUCCCCUCCAUGAAGACUGGUACCAUUUCAGGUUAACAAUUCUCAAGCGUUUAUGACGUAGCAGAAUUACCCAGAGCACUCUAAAAUGCAGAGUCCUAUGCCAGCAUCGUGCCCCUGCCAUACAUGCACACACACACACACCCCUCACCCCUGCUGAAUGAGAAUGUUUGAAUGAGGUGAAAGGACUGUACUUUUUCAUCCAUGUUCCAGUCAGCUAUACUUUGAAAACGGUUGCCUUAUUUAUUCUUUGCAAAAUAUCCACUAAGUAAGUCUCUUUCCUUUGGACAUUGAAUUUGUGAUUUGGUUCCUCUGCUCUUUGUAUCCCAUAGUGGUCCCCUUUCCAUAUUCUUAAUUGUAUGUAUGUAUUUAUUUAUUUGGAUUCUCUCUCUCUCUCUCUCUCUCUCUCACACACACACACACACACACACACACACACACACGUCUGUGAGCUCCUUGAGAGCUAGGACUUAUCUCUGUUCCCAGUGCCAAGGAUACAGCCUGGACCAUUAGAAGAUACUCAGUUGUUUGUUGAAUAAAUAAGUGACAUGGAUUUUAGCCAAAA